Molecule: messenger RNA, 499 nt
Organism: Dacryopinax primogenitus
Lineage: Eukaryota; Fungi; Basidiomycota; Dacrymycetes; Dacrymycetales; Dacrymycetaceae
Exons: 1
Coding region: 116-451 (111 amino acids)
Molecular function (GO): protein binding
Source: RefSeq, a predicted model, not a curated record
CGCUCUCUAAAUAGUUCAAGGUAUGUACCUGUGUGUUGGUGCGUAACGCGUGUGCAGACCCCAAUCCUUAUCAGUGGCAGACGUUGACAACAACUCGUACAGUUGAUUGACGUCCAUGGACCCGUUACAACAGCCUGAAGAUCGCUUUGCACGCGCACUCGAGAUCCCCGAAGUGCUCGACUCGAUAUGCGUUCAUCUGGACGACCGAGACCUCGUCAAUAUGGCUUGUGCCUGCAAAAGCUUCACAGACGUGUGCAUGCGGAUUCUUUGGGAAUCGCCUGUCUUCGAAGGGUCGCCAUUGGUCAGGAUGAGCCGGUUGUUCCCAGAUGGAGUAGGGAAGUACCUAGGUGAAGGACUGGUAAGCCCUUUCCUAUGUACCGCGCGGGUCUCGUUAAAUGUGCGGCAAGCGCCCGGAUAUGCGGAUUCCAUCAACAGCGUUCAAGCGAUUUGACUACUACGCUGGACUCAUCCGGUCACUCCAUCUGUGGCAUCACGAAGA